UAGCUCUCGUAAAAAAAAUCUUAUUAUUGGUCUUGAGGAGCCAGCAUCUGUUGGUCAGUACCACAGCAUUUAGUAUAAUUAUUAAUAAACUCAAUAAUUUUUUAUUCCCUCUAAGAAUGACAUUUCAAAAUCGCUCAUCAGAUAUUCUUGGCGGUGCAAGAUAUAAUGGAAUAUCUCAUAAAGAUUCCAAACGAAUUCUUGAUUUAUCGCAAAAUGGAAAGUCACAUCCUGAUAUGGAACCCGGGCAUCCCCGUGGCCAUGCCUCGUAUCCGCAAGCUUCAGGGCCUAAAGAUUCGGUAGAAAAUUACUCAAAAAUUAGAAAUCGCCACAAUCAAAUUCAGAGAAAAACUGGUUUCUUAUCCCGAUCAGAUCAAGAUUUUGUGGCUCACUAUGUUUUGAAAAAUAAUGCAGCUCAGGAUGCUAUGGAGAUCCUGAAUCAUCACGGUAAACGUGCAUUAAAAGAAGUUGUUAAACUUCCAGCAACGAAAUUAUGGAUCGAUGAAAGGAAAUUACCAAAAGUUCAAUACUGGUAUAAAGGCGAAAAAUUCGGAAAUCCUGGAGAAAUGAGUGAAGUUGUAGUUGUCAUGAAACAUUUCUACGAAAAGUAUGAUGACGAUAAAGCCGAUGUAUUUGUAGUAACUUUAUAUCCAAGACUUUAA
Molecule: messenger RNA, 659 nt
Organism: Phymastichus coffea
Lineage: Eukaryota; Metazoa; Arthropoda; Insecta; Hymenoptera; Eulophidae
Exons: 1
Coding region: 117-659 (180 amino acids)
Source: RefSeq, a predicted model, not a curated record